Molecule: messenger RNA, 1127 nt
Organism: Psylliodes chrysocephalus
Lineage: Eukaryota; Metazoa; Arthropoda; Insecta; Coleoptera; Chrysomelidae
Source: the annotation of a GenBank genome assembly
GUUAUGUUUUCUGUCAUUUUCUGUUUAUAUUUAUGUACCAUAAAUUAUAUCAAUAUUUAUAAUCAUUUAGAUACGAAAUAUUUAAAAUAUUGGAAUCAUGGCUUGUCCAGGUUUAUAUUGUGGGUUAGUACAACUACCUGAUUCUAAAUUGAGUGAUUGCGGACCUUGUCCACGAGGAUUCAAACGAAACGAAACUACAUACAUCUGCGAAUUAUGUACUGAUAACCCCUCAUUUUACGAUUGGCUGUAUCUCGGCUUUACAGUCUUAACAAUAAUAGUUUUACACUGGUUUUUCAUAGAUAUGAUCUCCAUGAGACGAAGUUUUACAAAAGAUAUACUUAUUUUACAUUCAGUAGCUUUUAUGGAAGUGAUAAUUGCAGCUUUCGUUUCGUUGAUACUUUCACCUCCGAUCGGUAAUUUGACUCUCUAUAGCUGUAGAGUUAAAAAGAUUUCUGAUUGGUAUACUCUCUUUCACAAUCCUACACCGAAUUUCGAACAAAAGAUAUAUUGCACUCAAGAGGCUGUAUAUCCUUUAUAUACCACAGUGUUUCUAUUCUAUGGGUUGUGUCUGAUUUUUAUGCUCACAUUAAGGCCGUGGUUGAGUAAAAAAUAUUUACCAAAACAGAGUAAAAUGGCGAUAUACGCAGCAUUAUAUUUCAUUCCGAUUCUGGUUGUAAUGCAUGUGUUAAUUGGGGGAAUUUUGUAUUAUUCUUUUCCUCAUCUUAUCUUGAUAUUUUCAGUUAUAUCUUGCGCGGCGCAUUUUUCGGUUAAAAUUGAUCAAAGUGUUAAAUCGUUGAUUUUAACGACUAUUUUAGAGCCUCGAAAUUUGGUGAUUCUUAUUGGACAUUGGUGUUUACAUGCAUAUGGUAUUAUAGCUUUGACCCAACUUGUAAAUCCGACUGUAAAUGCGCCUUUAAUUCUUCUAAUACCACUUCCAGCUUUGUUUUACAUCCUGACUUCGAAAUUUACUGAUCCAAGUAAAGCAAAAUUCUAAUACUUUCAAAAUGGGAUGGUAAGAAUCCCUAUCUGUAAGAUAAUGGGUAUAUUUUGUUCUGAAAUAUACAAGAAACGAUUUGGAUUGUAAAAGAAUGUGUAGUUGAUUGUUAGAAAUAAAGAUCUAAUCAAAU